Molecule: messenger RNA, 6428 nt
Organism: Spirometra erinaceieuropaei
Lineage: Eukaryota; Metazoa; Platyhelminthes; Cestoda; Diphyllobothriidea; Diphyllobothriidae
Source: the annotation of a GenBank genome assembly
AUGCUUGUCGCAACUAAUAAUUACGACUUUGCUUUCGAGGCGAAUCUUACGAGUGGGGUCCUCGAUGCGGACGGCAAGUUUAUUGGUGCAUCCGUAGAGGACAACUACUCUCGUGACAUCACUAGAUGCUGCCAGAAGUUCAUCAGAAUUCUGUUUUCUGUGCUGGGCACACUGAUCCUCCUCUGCCUGUACUUGGGCGCGGGCGCCUGGAUGUUCCAGUACUUGGAGAAGAGCAACGAGGCGAGCGCCUGUUACGACACUUACAAGCUUUACCUCGAACAACUGAACACGUCGAUGAUCCGGGCUACGGGUAUCCUGCACUCGGGCCUGCCUGAUGAGGAGGUCAGUGGUCGUUUGCAAACCGCCAUGACGGAUUUCGCGGACAGCCUGUUCGCGCUCGAUUUUGCGCCAAGCAAGAACUGCUCUGCCAUACAUACCACGCCAUUUGGAUCAAAGUGGAACUGGGUCAAUUCGUUGUACUUCUGUGCAACAAUACUUACCACCAUUGGUGAGUUGGCCGCCACCGUAUCUUUAAUUCUUUCAACAUUUCAUCUGAAGUUGGGAUAGCGAUAGUCCCUGCAUGAGUAAUGUGUGUCUUGCCGGACCAUUAUCAGAGGUAAAUACCAAGGCGACAAGAGUAGGAAAGGAGUUUCAUCAGAAAGACAAAAACAUACGUGCUCCAAAAUUUCAGACCAAAAGCCCCUGAGGGCCAAGACCAAGUAGCUGUCCUAACUUUUUUGAGCACUAAGUUACAAUAUUUAAAAGUUAGUUCAUAACUAUACAAAGUAGUUCUGAAUUACGAAAUGAGUACUAGAGGAAAAACUUAUGUUCAGAUCGGCUUUUUUUGAAAAUCGGAUAAUUUACUACUUUGAAUAGAAACGCGCAAGUUGAGAGAGGCAAACUGUUCAAUCAACUUGAAGAAGGAGACACGAUCGCCGGGACAAGAGCUGUAUUAGCCUGACGUUUCGGAUUCCUACUCGAAUCCAUCAUCAGAGACAAAAAAGCAGAAACGGGUGGUUGUUGCACAAGGGGCUGCGGUAUUUAUAGGAUGCAGUAGCCAUGCUACCGCAUACCUAUGAACAUUCACGGCCCCCCCCCUUCAUCCGGGAUCGUCGCACUUGGUGUGAUCAUUGCUUGAUGGCCGAUAUUCGAGUCGAUAAUUGCUGGCCCCCAGUCCAUCAACAAGUGCAACGAUCUCCCGACUCCAUACUCCGUGCUAAAACUUCGUCUAGGCGGAGUAACAAGCCAUGCGGGGAGAGCAGAGGUGAACACUUGUCCCAACACCGGGGUCGGUGCGUCAGAUGGUCGAGCAAUCAUCACGCCAACAUCCAACGCACGUGAUGAAAUUGCAGCAAUUAUGGACUCGAAUGUCGGCCAUCAAGCAAUGAUCACACCAAGUGCGACGAUCCCGGAUGAAGGGGGGAGCCGUGAAUGUUCAUAAGUAUGCGGUAGCUGGCUACUGCAUCCUAUAAAUACCGCAGCCCCUUGUGCAAAAACCACCAGUUUCUGCUUUUUUGUCUCUGAUGAUGGAUUCGAGUAGGAAUCCGAAACGUCAGGCUAAUAAAGCUCUUGUCCUGGCGAUCGUGGCUCCUUCUUCAAGACUACUUCCUGUGACUCGUCUCUCCGCUUCUAUUGUUCAAUCGACGAUCGACCUAGAGAGAUAAAACGUGAUAGGUAACCUGAAGCAUGGGUCUACUAUGCAGGUGGGGGGAGGGGGAGAGAAAGCCAUCCAAGUAUGAGAGUUAGGACUACAGUGAGAACUUGUCCGGCGUGAUUUAGAGUACAACGCGCGGGCAGCAUUCAGUCAUGCCGGGGAGGCGGGGAGGGGAGAUGGAGGCGAAAUGAGAGGGCGCAUAUGGGAACAGGGUUUCGUCCAUAAUCGAUCUUUACCAUGGUAGUGCCAGGUUUAUCACGUGGUACAACUGCUUAUAGAGUUCUGGUUUACUCCUGCGUAUUGCAGCGGCCUCAGCAAAGCGCAUGAGACGCCCGGUCGUCGCUCGAAACAGGACCUUGAAUGCAACUAUUGGGUUCGCCUUAAGCAGCCACUUCGGCAUGUGUUCAGCUGACCGAGUUGUCAACUGCCUUUGCGUGCGCCCAAUGUUGUAAUUUAGUAGAAUUCAAAAAACUGAAAACGCACUUUUGCAUGAUGCAGACUAGAGGAAUUAAAAAGCUCGCAUAAGCAGAGAAGAAAUGACAGCAGGCUGCUCAUAUAGCUGUCGGGUAUUCCGCUUCCGACAUGUGGACGAUAUAGCACACAACCGUAGGGCCACUAAAUCCACCUUGAUUAUGACUCAGAGGGCCAGCUUAUAUCUGCGGUAUGAGCAAAAUUUCUGUUAGGCUUACGAUGUCGGACCUCAAAUCCGCAGAACAAAUAACCAUUUUUAGCUAUGACUGUUGCAGGGACUUGUUAGUCUGACAUUUGUACAGACAGCUGGAACUAAGCGGUAAAUUAACGACCUAAUAAAUUGAAAGGGACGGUAAGAGUUCCAAAUUAAUAAAAAGAAAAUGAGGCAAUCCUUUAAACUAGUUAAAAGGAGGCACGUGGUAGGGUUGUUUUUAGGUGAAGACAAGAUCCUCAGAUGUACACAGUAAAGGUGCCCCGGAGCGUAUGAUACCAGAACGGAGGGUCUAACGACAACUUUAACCUCAACCCUCAUCUGCUUGAUAUUUAGCGCAGGACUGCCUGUAUUGAGUUAGGGGUUACUACUUCCGUGUAUUACUCAAGUGUCAACCAAUAUAAUUAACUGUCUCCAUAGACACCCUAUAUACCCUAUGGAAUACAACGUUAGUCCCAAUUUGGUGGCUAUGAUUUUGUAGACUUCAACUCCUAGCUGAUAACGCCGAAAAUAGAAUGCGGCAAAUUCUUUCUGGAAGAGCUUACCUCUCCAUGCAAUCGCUACAAAUUGGGUUGAUAUGUGUUGUCAACUGCAUACUUAGUUGUGAUUGAAGGCCCUUUUCAGUGAGCAUCGCCAGAUUUCCGUACGACCUACGCCUCACAGAACCUAUGAUUAGUUCCACUUUUGUGAGAAACAUUUCUCGCUUUGGUCAUCUUCUCUAACUACAUUGGAAACAGGAAAAACCUUAUAUGUAACUUGUACUGCAUGGAAUGCAUUUUUGCUUGUUUUUUUUUAGUAUACGGCAUGUUUAAUUUAACACUUGACCAUAUAUUUUCAAAGAAUUCGCUAAGUCCCGGUUGAGUAACAUUUUUUCGAAAAUUUCAAAUUGAUGCCGUAGGUGUGACUGUCAUUCCUCCUUCAGUCAGGUUCUGCCGAGUAGAUUCCUCUUUGGUGUUGAUAUUUCUAAUCCGCGCCAAGAGAGUGAGCCCGCUAUACUUCCCACACGUGACUUUUUUGGCGCAGAUGAGAAUUAUGUACGGGUCCUUUGAAGCGGUCAUCGGGACUCAGUGGUGAUUAACUGCGAGUUCGAGCACUUUGUAAGAGCGUGGGUUGAAUGAACAAAAUGCCAACGAAUGUGGGACAUCGUGGCUCAGGCGGCUAGAGAGUUAGUGUACUUAAACCUUCCUCUCGUUGUCGUUGGUUCGAACCCCACCCAGGCACCGCGUUCUUCAUGGGUGGGUCAAAACGAAAUAUAGUUCUGUCCGAAAACAUCUAAUAUGGGGGUUUCCAGAUAAGUCAUGUAAACCAAAGAAGCUACUGAAUAUACAUAUUAGAAGUUGUGUCUCAUUUUUCAGCAUGCUUAAUAAAUAUAGGUUCAAGAAUAGGAGCAGUGCGAAGUUGUCCACCUUUUGACAGUCAGGAAAAUAUACCUCCUAUUGCAAUUCAGUACUGUCACUUAGUGUUUUUUUGGGAGAUUAACGGUCAUCAUUCGACGUAGUUCCGAUUUUCAUGCUAAAUGUGCAACUGAUAAUGCUAUCUCUGAUAUUAUUCUCGAAAUUGAGGGUAAGGGAGAGUUUAUAACAAUUUUGGUCAAUGACAUAAUGUAUUUUAAGCCAUGCAUAUCAAAAUUUACGAGAGCAAACCCCAUCACUGUUCUGUUAGAUUUCACCGUGUUCUUCUCAUGUAGGAGUUAACUUGAAGUGACUGUAGAUUGUAAAUGACCGGUGUACCGGGAAAGUGCUUAAUACAAUGGUAGACCUAAUCGCAAGUGUUAGAAAGUCUACUUACCCUAAUGUACACAGGUGGUGCCGCCGUUGUAUGUCCCGUGAUCUAUCAGCCCCAGAGCGACUAUUUACGCUUUGAGUCGCAGACUAGACCGUCUGGCUCACGACGAGAGAAGACAAGCAGCGGUUGCCUACCUGUAUGCUUCUCAUGUCUUCAGCCUUUUAAUACCUCUCUAGUUUCGCUGUUGCAAAGGGGUACUUGCAACCUGGCCUGCAAAGCAAGGCUUUACGAGUUUCUCUUAUCUUCCCCACCAGUUUGCGCUGGGGAAGUUAGAUCAGUUUGCGCUUGGCAACGCGUUCAAGCAGGUGGAAAUGCGAAAGCCAUUUACCAGAUAAACAGACGUGUUUCGCAUGCGCGAUCGUGAAUUUCAAGCAAAACUGGAAUGCAAAAACUGCCACUGCUGUCGGGAAUAGCCGCCCAACUUCCUCCUCUGUCAUUCAGAUUCGGCUUGCAAUGAGGCGGUUGACCAUGAAACAAAACGAUUCAAAUAACCUGUUAGGGGAUUGCUACGUACACUAAGCAUUCCUCACUGACAGCUGCAGAAAAUAUUGUGUUCAAAUGAGGGAUACACUUUUGACUCGAACUUCAACUGGAGUCAUACUGUCAGACCAAAUGUUGACCUCACGACCCUCUUCGGUUUUCUAAAUAUUAUGAUGUACUUUAAAGGCAUUGCAUUGUAGGAAAAGCAGAUCAUCCUCAUAAUAAUUCAAAUCACGUCAGCAAUGAAUAUCCUCUAUGCAAGUUGAGGAACCUUCUCCAAUAAUUUGCCUCCCCAGAACGUGCUUAAAUGGGAUAUUCAUACUGACCCAACUGUGAAAACCUCGGCGCCUGGUGGAAUUCGAAACCACGACGGCAAGGAGAAGGCUUUAGUACAGCCAAUGCUCUAUCCACCUGAGCGUAGUACCUCGUAGUUCAGGUAGCUAGAGCGUUGACACUGCUAAAGCCUUCCCUUUCUGUCUUGGGUCCGAAUCCAACCAAGGCGCCGAGUUUUCCACAGUUGGAUCAAUAUGAAUUAUUCAAAAUCUUCCAAAACAUCUAUUUAUUGCGAGGGCCUGGUAGUUAUCUGAUGGAUUCUAGGUGAUUUACGUAGGAAAUCCUGCUUGAGCAGUCAGCUUACUAAAUCGGAUUUGGUGGAACCCAUAUGUAGCAGUAGGCUGGUCGGGUAACGUGACCCAAAUAUGAUUAAACUCACAGAUCUCCGUACGGCCUCGUAGUUCAGGUGGCUAGAGCCUUCCCCUUGCUGUCGCGGGUUCGAAUCCCACCGAGGUGGCCGAGUUCUCCACAGCUCAGUCAAGAUGAAAUGGAAACCAACUAAACUCGUUGAACAUGGCACACAGACCCUCCCUCGGCAACGACUUGAUUGCCAAUCAAAGAGUUAACUGAAUAGAACAUUCACGUUAGGUCAGUCCUUUCUCAGGCUGAUCGUCUUUUUCUUCCGCCCUUCCCCUCUUGCAGGCUACGGACACAUCGCGCCCAAAACCCAGUACGGUCGUAUGGUAUGCAUGUUCUAUAGCAUCCUGGGGAUUCCCUUGAUGCUUAUUUACCUGAGCAACGUCGGUCGGGUGUUGGCCCACGUCUUCCGCUUUGUGUACACGAACUUCUGCUGUUGCCGAUGCUUUCGGGACAUUAGUAUUCGUCGCCGAAACCGCCAGAGGUUUCGUCUACUACGUCUGCAAGAGGAUCUCCGCCGGCAUGUUGAGCUGCAGGCUAAAAUACGCGGCCAAAUUAUUCCACCACCAAAGGUGAGUUCGGUGCAAGCGUAGAAAAUUCGAUGUGCUUUUCUUGCUGAUAUCGUCUUUUUCUUUCUUUUUCAUUCCUCUUCCCCUUUUUUUCCCCUCCCUCUUCUUCGCUUUAUUAUUACUACUAUUAUUAUUAUUGUCACUAUUCUUAUCGUCGUUAAUAAUACUGGCAUUCUUUCUCGUCGUCUCACGUUAUUUUUUGCCUCCAGCGCCUUUCAGUUUAAUUCAUCUUGAUAGCUACACUUAAGAUUGCACACCGUAGUUAUCGACAAAAUAAAAAUAAUAACCGUAGUUGAAAUUUUCCAUGGAUGCUACACGUCUUCCUUCUUUCCUCCUCGACCUCCUCCUCCUCCUCCUCCCCCACAUCGUACAUCUCGUCGCUUCCAGGGUUUAAAUACAUUUCAAGACAAAAUGUGCGAACUACUUACUUAGAUAGGAGCAAAAAAGCAGGUUUGAGAAAGCAGAUCAGAAGAAGAAGAAGAAGAAGACGAAGAAGAAGAAGAAGAAGAAGAAGAAGAAGAAGAAGAAGAAGAAGGGGAGGAGGAGGAGGAGGAGGGUGCGAUCGUAG